This is a messenger RNA of Aphanomyces invadans, 2304 nucleotides long. RefSeq lists its product as hypothetical. Gene Ontology annotation, molecular function: protein binding. The coding region runs from base 21 to 2204 and encodes 727 amino acids. The record is from RefSeq and is a predicted model, not a curated record. Lineage: Eukaryota; Oomycota; Saprolegniomycetes; Saprolegniales; Verrucalvaceae. The transcript has 10 exons.
GUUUGCUCGAGUCGGCGGACAUGGCCGACAACGCAGUGGACGAAGCGGCAACAUGCAUUCAAAAGUUGUUUCGACAGCGGGCGGCAAAGAAGCGCAUGGUGCAACUCGCCAGCUCCGUGUAUCGAAAGUGCUAUGACUCGAACACGGGGCUGGCCUAUUACUGCAACCUCAAAACUGGUGAAACAGCGUGGGAUCGGCCCAAGAUCUUUGGCAGUGACGAUGCACCGGACUACGACGCCAACCCGACCGUUGUCGGUGAUGCCGUGGUAGCCGACGACAAGCAGAUUGCGGACAGCGGUGGUGUCAUGGCAGACAGUACAGUCGACGAAGCGAUUUCGACCGAAGGGAGUACACUCCAGGUGGAUACCGAAGCGGAAGCAAAGAUCGAACUGGCCAAGCUCGAAGGUCUCGAGUUGGUACAGCGCCAGGCUCAGGUCAAGGCCGAUUUGGAGCGCCAAAAUCGGAAGCAAGUCCAUCGAGGACGAAAGAAUUGGGAAAAGCGCAUGAGGCUCGAGCAGCAGGCGCAUCGCGCAGCUCGCUUGCAACAGAUCGCGGGGGCCAACAAGCAAGCCAUUCAGGAUCUUUUGGAUGGGAAAUCGAAACCAGAGCUCGAGUCGAUUCGGGAAGCAUGCAUGCGAGGUCACCUCGAUCGAGUCGCGUCGCUACUUGACGAAGGAUGGAGUCCCAAUGCAGAAAGCGCCAUGGGCCUUACGCCACUGCUGGCGGCAUGCCUCGGUGGUCAUGUCCACGUGGUGCAAUUGCUCUUGCGUCGACACGCUGAUGUCAACCACAGACAUAUUGUCACGCAGCGCACUGCGUAUAUGGAAGCGUGCCAGCGCCCAAACGUUCCUGUUGUGCGAGAGCUGCUGCGGCAUGGUGCUCGGAUUCACUGGACAGACAAGCAAGGACGAGUCGCAAGAGACGGUAUCACACACAAGAAGGUGAUGGCAUUGCACGAGGCCGCGUGUGGGGUGUGGAGCCCCCAUGCAGCGAGUGUCUUCCCCAACAAUUUCCGCGCCGCGACGGUCACGCUGGCGUUCGUCGCCAAAUGCCAACGCGUAGCCAGCGCCGGUGCCAAGGCCCGCGCGUUGAAGGCAGCUGCCGCGACGCGCGUCGACCUGCAGAAAAAUCUCAUCCAGGCCAAAGUCCAAUAUGACCAUGACAUGAAAGAAAGCCAAAUGCAAUUCAGCCAAGCGAAGCGGCGGGACUUGACAACCGCCGCCGAUGAACGGUAUGACAGCACCCGCGCCAGCAUCUUGCAAGCAGCCGAAGCCGCGUCGGUGGCGCUGCACCGAGAUUGCCAGCCCCGAUGGCUCGAGGAAGCCAACGUCGUGACGAUCUUGGCGUUUUGUUCUCGUCACUGGUUCGAUGAGAAGGCGACGAGUCGUUCUGUGCCCCACGACGCAAACGGCAACGCAUCGAUCGAUCGCCAUGUUGUCCCCACGAAGCGGUGGAUCUCGUCCAGCCAGGUCGUUCCUGACGCGUUACGCGUUGCCUUGAUGGAAAACAGCGCCGCGAUUCAAGAAAUGAGCGCGGAGGUCCAACUUUUGGAAGCCACGCAGACAACGGAUGUUGACGCGGGGGUGCUUGUACUGGCCACCACGAAACAGAGUCAAGCGACAGUGGACGUGACUAUCGUGGAAGCACAGCACCUCGCGAAACGAUCGAAUCGAUCGCUGAUCGACCCGCUCGUGCGCGUGCGGGUGCAUGGCGAAGACGGCGGCGGCGUGGGUCCGCCGCUUGCGACCGAGCCUCGAAUGGACGACGAGAACCCGAUUUGGGACCACCGCAUGACGUUCCACCACGUGCCAUCCAUUCGUUGCGAGCUUCAUGUUCAAAUCAUCGACACGGCCAUGGCAAAGGGGGGCACGCACCACCACCACCAGCCUGAGCUUGCCGGCGAGAUCCGCCUUCCCCUGCGAAAGUACAUCGAUCAGAAGGAUCACGACGAAUGGCACGUUGUGCCCCAAACGCUCAAGCAGGCGCUCGUCGAAGCCAAGAGCCGAGAGGUGCCUGCUAGAUUACAUCUUGUCAUUCGGUUCACGCACGCCAAGACGUUGGUCUUGACGCGGGAGCUCGCGCGGGCCGCCAAGCUCCGGCAGGACCUUCUUGCUCAGCGACGAGCGUUCGUUCAAAAACAAAUCGCGCGGGUGUUGGCGGUUCUCGAUACCAAGCCUCAUUCCACGACCAAAACCAACCCGUAACACAACCCGUAACACUCGAACGGACGUGCGAUCGCCAUGGAUUACGCUGGAGGGUGAAGUAGACUACUCGACGUGGGGCCCGAUGGAUGGUACAGCGCGU